This is a messenger RNA of Papilio machaon (common yellow swallowtail), 1351 nucleotides long. RefSeq names its product protein obstructor-E. Gene Ontology annotation, molecular function: chitin binding. The transcript has 6 exons. Bases 58 to 1233 code for a protein of 391 amino acids. Gene Ontology annotation, cellular component: extracellular region. The record is from RefSeq and is a predicted model, not a curated record. NCBI's taxonomy places the organism in Eukaryota, Metazoa, Arthropoda, Insecta, Lepidoptera, Papilionidae.
CGCCGCAGAGCGCACCGCUGUCAGUACCAAUCUUAUCGCGUUACCCGAGUGGUCGACAUGAAGUCAGCUAUUGUGAUAUUGUUUUGCGUCUGCGCGACAGUAAACGCACAGAAUUCGUAUUCAGACCAAUUGGCAGCUGUCGAAGAAAACUUCGACAAUGUUGGAGAAGUUGGUUUCGAUGAAGUAGUCGGUAUCGGUGAAGGUGGCGGCUACACCGCGGGUAUUGAACCAAACGAACCUAAUGCUGCAAGGAACUAUGAUGAAGACAGUGAAGUGAUAACUGGUGUGACAGACUCCGGUAGUAACUUUGGAAACAUUGACGUCAACAGACAAUCAUACGUACAGGCACCAGACCAGUAUGAAUCUCAAUCCGCUCCGAAAGCAUCUAACAUAAGAUGUGUGGAGAAGAAUGAACGCUACCCAGUACCAGGCAGCUGUGAUAGAUACAUUGAAUGUCUGAACGGUACUGCAGAGGAGAAGCUAUGUCCAGACGGUUUACGAUACAAUCCAAACGUGAGGUUCAACGUGUACCCCUGCCAGUAUCCCACAGAUGUGCCUUGUCUCGCGCGCUCUUCCUUGCAGCCAGCUCAGCCGACAGCGGACUGCCCGCACCAGUUCGGUUACUUCAAAAUCGGAGAUGCUAAAAACUGCAGCGGGUUCAGGAAUUGCGUCAACGGCAUUGGGUAUGACUUCACCUGCCCCGAGGGCCUGGCCUUCAGCUCUGAUACCUACAGGUGCGAGUGGCCCGACCAAGUGACCGACUGUGAUGCUGAAGCCUUCCUCGGCUUCAAAUGUCCGGAGGUACCGAUUUCAAAGGAGCUAGGACCACCCGCCGGUUACAGGUUCUACAGAUCUGCAGCAGAUUGUCAGAAAUAUUUCCUCUGCAUCGACGGUAAGCCACGAGGACUCAGCUGCGGUGGUUACUCCGCCUUCGACGAGGUGACAGGAUCCUGCGUCGCCGCCGAUGAUAUUGAAGCUUGCCCAGCGGAACUAAAGAGCGCUGCUGCCCGCUCAAGGGUCGCUGAAGAACAACGACGGGCCGUCGAAGAAGAACUUGCCAAGAAAUGGGCUAAAGGACUACCCAUCAUCAGUACAGUUGGCCCCUCGAAGUAUCAAUACACGACCUCACCACCUAAAUUCGAACGUCUGUACAGCACGGUCACACCCGAAUUAUACGAAGAGUAUGUGACUCCAACAGGCGUCGAACCUCUAGACAUUGAGGAAAACUUCUAAGUCUUAUUUAAAUUGUAAUACCAUGCCAACUGCUCAGUGAUAUUUCGUCUAGUGUAGUGUAAUGUUAUUUUAUGAUUAUGUAACCAUCAGAAUGUAAAGUCAUUGUUAAUAUAAACAU